CAGCCUCGCGGCAGUACCGCGGCAGCACAGCGGCACGACCUCGCCUGCUCCUUCUUCAUUGUCUUCCCCUUCCCGUGCGUCCUCCCGUCUCUCUCUUUUUAUGCUCCUCGCUGCCCAUGGCGGGCCUGCAACGAGGUCUCUCUGGGGUACCUUUGUUGCUCCGCCUCAUGCUGCAGCAGUAUGCACACCUCCCGCCAGCCAAUUUAUUUCCUGGCUCGCAUGUCUAGAGUUCCUGCGUGCCUGUGCAGCGCCUGUGCAGCGUCUGGCGAAAGAAUGCCAUAAGUGUACGGCUUGCCAUUGCCGUCAUGAGCGGGCCGGCCCGGCGCGCCGGGUCCGGCACCGCCGGCCAGAAAUACCCUCUCCGCGGAGGAUUGCGCCAGAAAGAUCGGCAUACAUUUCCGUAGGCAACGCCAGAUCCUUGUGCUGUAAUUAGAAACUUUGCCUGCCCUCUGGAACCGGCGACAUUUGCUGCAAGGAUCUGCCCGGCAGGGUUGCCCGGCAAAUUCCGGUUUGGGACAGCUUGCCCGCACGCCCACUUAAGCGGCCAGAUCGUCGUCCCUAGCAGGGAUUCUAAGCAGGCCUCUCCU
Molecule: messenger RNA, 587 nt
Organism: Pichia membranifaciens NRRL Y-2026
Lineage: Eukaryota; Fungi; Ascomycota; Pichiomycetes; Pichiales; Pichiaceae
Exons: 1
Coding region: 101-433 (110 amino acids)
Source: RefSeq, a predicted model, not a curated record